GUAUCGAUUGUUUCACCAAGAGACGGGUCGACCGGCUCUAAUUUCGGGUAAACAACAAUUUAAUUUUAAUGACUUCAAGACAGCUUCAUUCCACAGUUUUUGGCCCGUGCGGCUUUGAAGAUCAAACGUUAGUGGAGAUCUCCGGUCCCCCAAAAAGUGGUAGAAGCUUGGUUCUCCAACAACUGAUUGCGCAUUGUGUGGCACCCUAUGCAUUUGGUGGACGGCAAUGGAGCAUAUAUUUGAUCAACCUGAGCCACAAAAUCACCCGGGAAUCUUUAACGAAGGUCGUGCGCGCAGAGCUACAGGCAUUUUCAUUAGAAGGCAAGCCGCCAGCCGCGGAGGAGCUGACCGAGAUCGCAAAAGAGUGCGUCGCGCGGGUCAGCUUCAUGAAGUGCUUUACCACCGCGGAUGUGAAGUAUACGUUAUUCAACAUCCCAUACGAGACCUUGAGAGACCGCAGUGUGGAACUGAUAGCAAUUGACACGCUCAGCGAGUUCUACUGGCUGGAUGCAGCGGAGAGGAAGCAAAACCUGACCAAGUACAGGUACUACCGGCAAUGCCAGAUGCAUCUAAAUCGGAUCUGCAAAGAGGCGCUCGUAUGUGGCAUGUACACGGUGGAUUCCAGCUUUCUCAAUUCCAAAUACAACGAGAAAAUCGCGGGAGCUAAAGUAGAUUACAACAUUCAGAUGAGCAAACUUCGGGGGAACCUAGCUAUGAAUAGAAAGUCUGUGUCAUUCAGCAAUGGUAUAAUAGAAAUUAGACAAUGAAGCUGAUAGACUGAUAAGAACAAAUUUACUAAAGAGAAGUGUUAUUUAUAAAAC
Drosophila serrata is the source of this 821-nucleotide messenger RNA. RefSeq names its product X-ray repair cross complementing 2 (gene Xrcc2). Gene Ontology annotation, biological process: DNA strand invasion; double-strand break repair via homologous recombination. NCBI's taxonomy places the organism in Eukaryota, Metazoa, Arthropoda, Insecta, Diptera, Drosophilidae. The record is from RefSeq and is a predicted model, not a curated record. Gene Ontology annotation, cellular component: Rad51B-Rad51C-Rad51D-XRCC2 complex; replication fork; centrosome. Gene Ontology annotation, molecular function: four-way junction DNA binding.